ACCAUGGGCCGCUGUAGUUUGAAAUAGCCGCUGUACCAGUUAACUGUCAAGGGAUAUACGACACUGACGGAGGAAGUGAGUUGUUGCGUCCGACGAAGAGGAGGGUUUUCCGGUUAAAGUUUCCUUUGUGAUUCGGAAGUGUCGGUGUGAUGCCAAAGCUGUUUACCGUCACAGAAACACAACAUACAGGGCCAAAGACCAUGACAAAACCAGUUGAAGCUGUGUUCUUCUGAAAUGGGUAAUCGCCUCUGAAGGAAUUCAUAGCAAAGGUCUCUCCAUCACCCUGGCAACUUCACACCCACACGGAGGGGAGGAGCCGAGUCCUGGAAGUAUGGAAGUCAGUGGGACGCCAGGCUCUGCCUCGAGCCCUCAGAGCGAGGCAGUGACCAAUGAGCUUCAGGAGCUGUCUCUCCAGCCUGCUGCCAACCUGCUGCCUCUGCAGGAGCGCAAGAACGUCCUCCAACUCAAACUCCAGCAGAGACGAACACGGGAGGAGCUGGUCAGCCAAGGGAUCAUGCCACCACUGAAGAGCCCGGCAGCCUUUCACGAACAGAGGAGGAGUCUGGAGCGAGCCAGGACCGAAGAUUAUCUGAAGAGGAAGAUCCGUUGUCGUCCUGAACGCUCAGAGUUGGUCAGGAUGCACAUUCUGGAGGAGACAUCUGCAGAACCUUCUCUUCAGGCCAAACAGCUGCAGCUGAAGAGAGCCAGGCUGGCCGACGACCUGAAUGACAAGAUCUCCCACAGACCUGGUCCCAUCGAACUGGUUCACAAGAACAUCCUCUCUGUUAGCUGCGCUCCUCAGCAGUCACCAGAGGCUGGAGGAGAGAGCUCAUCUUUAGAUGAAGACAGCAGCGAUGCUCUGUCGCCAGACCAGCUGACCAAUCACGACUCUCCACUAAGUGCCGUCCCUCAGUUGUCCCCCUGUGGCGUACCCACCCAGAGUGGAGACAUGUCUCCCACACAGUUCCUGACUCAGCCUCCGCCUCCUCCACCUCCUCCACCACCUGUACACCUGAUAAAUGGGUCAGACUCAUCUGCACUCCCAAAAUUGACAAACGGAACGACAAUGACUUCACCAAGUUCCCGCUCCUCCAGUGGACAGGUCAAGACAAAGACGAGCUCAGAUCGUCCUCCACACAGACCCAAGAAAUCAAAGGACAGCAAACCCAAGGUGAAGAAGCUCAAGUAUCACCAGUACAUCCCUCCAGACCAGAAAGCAGACAAGGAGCGUCCACCGCAGAUGGACUCGUCUUACGCCAAGCUACUCCAGCAGCAGCAGCUGUUCCUGCAGCUGCAGAUCCUCAGUCAGCAACAGCAGCACUACAACUACCACACCAUCCUGCCUGCCCCUCCCAAGCCUACGACAGAACAGACCCCCACCACCAGCUCUGGUCCUUCCCCCUCCCGCAGCGUUCCUUCCACCACCACCACCUCAGCCCCCUCUGCCCAGAGUUCAGCUGCCCGUCAGUGCCAGCUUGCUGCAGGAGGAGUCAAACCCAGCUUUCUGCCGGCCAACCUGGACGAGUUUAAAGUUGCUGAGUUGAAACAAGAACUGAAAUUACGUGGUCUCACAGUCUCAGGCACCAAGAACGACCUAAUCGAGAGGCUUCGUAACUACCAGGAGCAGAACGGCGGAACCACUGUGGCGCUGAAAAGUGGAACGGUGCUUCCCAGCCUGCAGGGAGCUAACGCAGCAGUUAGCUCCAGCACCUCCUCUUCAAACACAACAGUAACACCGGAGCCGUCGUCAGAGACCAAAGUCUUACUAGCUUCCAGUAUUUUUGCUCAUGCCGUUCCUGGGAGAGUCAUGAGGUUCGGCAGCACCAGCUCCAGCCCCCCUGUGUCGCCUUCACCUUCAGAGAGGUCGUUGGCUGGCAUGAGUCCAGAUGAAACUAGCUGUAAUGGAGACAUGUUUGGAGAAAUGGUGAGCUCUCCGCUGACCCAGCUUACGCUGCACCAGUCCCCACAAUCCUCGUCAACUAUCUCUCCAUUCUCCAAUUCUCUCUCAAAGGUCAAAGACGAAAUCCAGAGCCCGUGCAGUCUGUCCAUGUCUGCAGCAGUCUCAUCCCAGCGUCCAGAGUCUCUGCCAAGUGCAGCGGUGGACAAGGAUCAGAUGCUCCAGGAGAAGGACAAACAGAUUGAGGAGUUAACAAGGAUGCUGAGGCAGAAGCAGAAGCUUGUGGAGACACUCAGGUCUCAGCUGGAGCAGGGGAAGGUGACCAGUGGGGUGUUUUUGAAGAAAGAUGCAAAUGAGGUCAAAUCAAACACGGAAGUUAAACUCCAGACUCUGAUCAAAGCCUCAGCCAUUCAGCCUCCUACUCUCCCUAAUGGUGUUGUUGUGACAGUUAAGAAGGAGGAGGACUCUGAGGAAGAGAUGGAGGGACUAACGGAUGACACCCAGACGAAGAAGGAGGUCCAGCCGAUGCAAUGCUCCCAGGAAACUCUGCUCAGGCUGCAGCAGAUUCACCGGCUACAGGUUCAACAAGCGGAGCAGCAGAAGCAACAGCAACAAACCAAACAACAACAACAACAACAGCACCCUCAGACGCAGCAGCAGGCGUCAGAGCUGAGAUUGAACCCGACUCAGAGACAGCAGAAGAAGGAAGCUCAGAUCCUGCUCCAGCAGCAGCAGCAUCUCCAGCAGCUCAUCAUCCAGCAGACGCAGCAGAAGCAGCUGCUGGCCCAGCAGAAGUUAGCGCAGCAGAAACUGGCCCAGCAGAAGCUGCUGCAGCAGAACCAGCUCAAGCAGCUGCAGGGGCAAGUUCAGCAGAGCCAGCAGAAGAACCAGCCUCAGGUGAAGCAGGUCCAGGUUCAGAUCCAGAACCAGACCAAGCCUGCAAUCAGUCAGAACCAGCAGAGGAGGCAGCUGAAAGCUCAGCACAGACAGCAGCAGAAACAACAGACGACGGCUGUGGCCACACAACAGGUGACUCCGGUCUUCAUCAACCAACAGAACGGCACUCAGGUCCACACUCAGGCCAUUUCAUUAGACCUGCUCAAGGCCAACGGAGCCCCAACACUGGUCACCGACAGCAACGGCAACCACUAUUUAAUUGCUCUCACCAGUCAGGCAACAGAGGGACAGAAUGGAGUGUCCUCAUUGGCCAAAACCAACGGACGCAUCACACUGCAGAGAUUGCAGUCCACCCCGACUAAACUGCCCAGCACUGAGAGCCAAUCAAAAGAGCCAACUCAGCCUGUGCCUGUGAGCCAACCAAUCAAAAAGGGACAGAAGGUGGCGCUACACCUGGAAACUAACGGCGUUCCACAGUCAACUCAGUCAGUCACUGCUCCUCCCAACCUGCAGCCGUUCUUCGAUGACCUGUCAGAGAGCGAAAGCCAGAGCAGCCUGAUCUCCUCCCUCAAGAGUGAGGAGCUGUGUCCUCCUUACGACCGGCACACCCUCUUCACCCCUCCCUCUCCCAAACCCAACAUCUCCCUUCCUACUCAACGCUCCAAAGACAACGGGGUGAACAGUCAGCAGAUGGACGACCUGUUUGACAUCCUGCUCUUGUUUGCAUGCCGCUGAAAGGGGGAGGGAAAAAACUGACAAGAAUUCAAACACCAACUCCUCAUUGACUCUGGAGCUCCAGCACUAAUUCAGUCUUCAUCUCCUCUAACAGAAAUCCCAGGUUUCAAGGCCAACCCGGACCCCUCCCUGGCCCACCUCCACUCUAACCCUCCAUCUCCCUCGUCUCCACCAUCUCCCCUUCACCUCUCUCCUCCCACACCUCCACAGCCUAUUAUCUCUCCUCAGUCUUCAGUGACAGAGCGCUGCACAGGAAGUGGACGCCUGGAGGACUUCCUGGAGAGCACCACCGGCACCCGUCUUCUGGGCAUGGAGCCGGAUGUUGGGCUCACCCUCAUCGAUGACCUCCACAGCCAAAUGCUGAGCACACCCAGCAUCCUGGACCACCCUCCCUCCCCUAUGGACACAUCCGACCUGGGCUUCUCCCCCCAUUCUACGGGGUUGGACUUUGGCGACCCCACCUUGGACAGCAUGGACUGGCUGGACAUCUCCAUGGUUGGAAGCACUGCUGGUGGGAACACGGUCGGCGGAUUGGGGAGAGGGGGAGAAGGCAGUGUUAACGAAGGUGACAGCGGGACCAGUCUGGCCCCACUGGCCCCUCAAACACCUCCCAGCGUCUUCUCUGCAGAUUUUCUGGACAGCACAGACCUGCAGCUGCACUGGGAGUCAUGUUUGUAACAAUGGGACACACACGCACACACUGCGUACAGGCUCUGUCUCUUACUUCAUGCACAUACAGAAACCUUCUUCUAUGCUGUCUCUAUCACUGCAGGGGUCACUGGCAUAUGCCAACACACACACACACGAUUCUGUCUUUCACUGGGGUUCACUGAGAGCACGGUGAGGUCAAAGAAAGGGACUUAAACCUGGUGGAACUAGUGUGAACUGUUACUUCUACGGGGAUUCUUACCGCAGCAUGCACGUAAAAUCCUCUCGUGUCUUGAACUUCUUUAUCACCUGCUCCUGAGGAGCUAAGUGUUGGUUUGACGAUUGCUACGUAGCUAAUGCUAAUGUAUAAACAGAAACAGGAAGCUGCAGUUACCCUCAUCGGAGAGCGACCAGGCGGGUCUGGCUGGGCCGGGAAAGCCUGUUUAGCGAGCUUUCUCAUUUUUAUAAAUGUAAACAGAAGAUUAUAACUUAAGCUUUUAGCCUUCAACACAUCUUGUGCUCAUUAGUCAAAUACUUGUGCACUUGGACUGGUGCUGAUUGGUCCUGAAUAUAUUUUGUGCACACUGCAUGUUUUGAAUGCACAUUAUGUAACCAUGACCAUGUGUACGUCAUUGACUUGAAUAUAUCAGUCAUUAUCCCUGAAGUCAUUAUCUUAUAUGCAGACGUUAAAGUAUGUUCAAAUUAUUAUCUUGAACACAAAAUCAUCAUCUUCAACAUACAAGUCGUUAUCUUGUAUGUACAAGUGAUUAUCUCACAGAUAAUUGGUGCACCCAGAUUCAUAUACACACUGCAGUGCUGGCGUCUUUUCAUCUGCACUACUGUUGAAGAUUAUUUUAGAACAAUAAACUUUAACCAGCACUACAGGGACUCUGUAAACUAGUUUAUAAUGAGUUUGAUGCCAAAUGUACUUCUCCAACGCUUCUGUUAGUGUUAGCUAUGUAGCAACUUCAAACCUUAUUUAGCGCUCACAAAAAAAAAAAAAAAAAGACACAUUACUGUAAAACCAUGAAUCUAAUCCUUGGCAAAUGGUUUUGACAGGUGGGAACUGACAGGGGUCCCGGUGUUGUUCACCUGGGCUCCUGUAGAGGGCGAAGCAUGUGUCAGUGCCUCCUAAACUUUGCACUUAUGCUGAAUCUGAAUGGUUUAAUAAAAUAGGGGGCAUUUGGGGUCAGCAGCUACAGCAGCUGAGACUGUUAGAGCUGUUAGCUGGGAGGAUGAAUCGAAAACCACCAGCAGUUUGUUGAAAUGAUCAGCUGAGCCGUCGAUGUGUUGGUGGUGAUGAUGUCACCUCACCAGAGUCACCUUAACCCCGCCCACACUAA
Messenger RNA from Cynoglossus semilaevis (tongue sole), 5520 nucleotides. RefSeq names its product myocardin related transcription factor Ab (gene mrtfab). The record is from RefSeq and is a predicted model, not a curated record. The transcript has 19 exons. Gene Ontology annotation, molecular function: transcription coactivator activity. NCBI's taxonomy places the organism in Eukaryota, Metazoa, Chordata, Actinopteri, Pleuronectiformes, Cynoglossidae. Gene Ontology annotation, biological process: positive regulation of transcription by RNA polymerase II; smooth muscle cell differentiation. Gene Ontology annotation, cellular component: nucleus.